Fusarium graminearum PH-1 is the source of this 1035-nucleotide messenger RNA. RefSeq lists its product as uncharacterized. Bases 1 to 1035 code for a protein of 344 amino acids. Gene Ontology annotation, biological process: lipid metabolic process. Gene Ontology annotation, molecular function: phosphoric diester hydrolase activity. The transcript has 6 exons. The record is from RefSeq and is a predicted model, not a curated record. Lineage: Eukaryota; Fungi; Ascomycota; Sordariomycetes; Hypocreales; Nectriaceae.
AUGACGGCGGAAAGACAAGUUCUUGCUAACAAGGAUACGCAGUCAGCGGCUGUCCCUCAAGCACUAUGGGCCGUUGCGCGCCCAUCACUCAGGGAUCCCUCCCGUCGACUUCCACAGGCGAUUGCUCAUCGCGGUGCAAAAGUCGACUGGCCAGAAAACACAAUGGCCGCCUUCCGAGGCGCAGUUGCAGACGGGGCUCACGCUAUAGAGACAGAUGAUCCAUCCCUGAAGCGUUGCUUUGGGGUAGACGCACGCAUCGCAGAAUGCUCGUGGGAGUAUCUUAGCACUCUACGUACAGUAGCCGAGCCCCAUGAGCCCAUGCCGCGGCUCAAAGACUUCCUUGAGUGGUUGACCGAGCCCGAGUCAGAAAAGAUCUGGGUUGUUCUGGAUAUCAAGUUAAUAGCCGCUAUUGCGAGAGCAUUUGAUAGCGUCCAGGGGCCGGUGUCAUGGGAUCAGCGUAUUGUACUUGGAUGUUGGAACUCACAAUACCUUCACCCAUUUGCGUCAUUCCUACAAGCCGCACGUAGUCAACUCCCGACCUAUCCUCUGGCUCAUAUCAGCGCCUCUCUUUUGUACUCACACCAUUUCCUGAAAAUCCCGAACCUCGGUUUCAACCUCAACCAGAAUACCCUCGUUGGUCCCUCGGGCAAACACUUCUUACGACAGCUCCAACGUACCGACAAGCUUGUUAUGACAUGGACCGUCAACCAGCCUCGUCGUAUGGAAUGGUGCAUCCGUCAGAAUCUAGGCCACCCAAGACUUCCUAACAGGAACGUACAAGGACCGCCACUCAUCGACGGUGUGAUCACCGACAAUCCACGUUUGUAUCUCGAGGUAUGCCAGAAGUUUGAGGAUGAGAUGGAUGGCAAGCUCGUCAGAUCAAACCCGGCGUUGACUCAGAGGGUCAAAAACAAGGCCGAAACUGUCGCUUUCGUGCUAGUCACCCAAGCAUUGAUGAUCGUCUACCAUGUUGUGAGACGAAUGCAAGGCAAAUUUGAUUUUCUUCAAGACCGUCGAACGCUAGAUAAACGGUAG